CUCUAGAAUUUACACGUAUUGUGUGUGUGGAACCCCCAAAAUGCGAGCAGGUUGUGAAAUGAUUAACAGCAAAUUGAUUGUGGACAAUCGAUUACAUUUUCUACAUUAUUUAGCUGAAGAUUGAGCACUUGCAUCAGCGCUUGAGUGCACAUUCGCCAUCUUACUUGGGUUCAAUUUUUAACUUUUUGGUGGUUUUUUGGUUCUUGUCGAGGUAGAUUGUUAGGUUUUUCGCAGCUGGGGAAUUUAGUGAAGGAUGUGAGAGAAUUAGGGGAUUGUGUGUAAAUUGGUAAGUUAUUGUUCAGAAAGAGAGCGCGUGCACUGGGUCAUGUUUGCCAGGAGGGUAAAGAGAUGGCCAUCCGCAGUUGGGUGGGCAGUUUCAAGUCCGUUUCCUGUGGGCGGCUCUCGGUCCUGCGUUCCUUGAGUAUGCUUGCGCAACAGCACUCAGCUGCGGCAUUGGCCUCAGAUGACCUCGUGAACACUGCUUCAGAGAAAACGAUUGGCCCCUUGAAUGCAUCGCAAGGGACUUUGACUCAUGCGAAUUCUGCCAAGGUGAAGUUUCUAGGUGUCUUCAUUGGUGUUGUCGAUGAUUCAAAGAGGAAACGUCAGUAUGAAAAGGCUUUGGAGAAGCGACGCCGUGUUAUCCAUCGGUUGCGCCAGUUGCAGAAGCAGCGGAAGGAAUCGUGGGAAAAGGAAGUUGAGCGGUUGGCAUUCAAUGCUUUCAUUCGGGGCUAUCGCAAGACCCUGAAUACUCUCAGAUCAGGCUCGAAGGCGAAGCAGACUAUUUUCGACAAGGCCACCGAACUUGGGAUGAAGGCUGCUUUGACCCUGACGGACCAUCACCCUCUGAUGAGUAGCGAUGACCUGAAGAAGCUGCUUGCACAGGAGGAGGAUCAUUUUGCUAGGCUUGGUUGGGAUUAUCUCCCUGUGUCGGUGAAGACUGCCUACGAAAAUCUCAUGCUAUCUAUUGAUGAGGCUUGCGAGGAGCUCAAUGCACAGGCUGAAGCUUCCAAGUUGCGACCAGCACUUCCCGCUGGAAAGCAAGAAAUGGAUAUUACUGAAUCAUGCGAUUCGAAUCUUACCAAUGAAGCUGGUUUGGGGCUGCCUGAAUCUUGCUCCGCUAGCUUGUCCAUUGAGGAUCUCCAAACUAUGGAUCACUGUUACGAGAAUAUCAUGGUCAGAAUGUCCGAUCCGGAUACUCUGUACGAUGCUUAUGAACGAAUUAAACCAAAGCUUCAGUUGUUGAGUGGCAAGAGUGAUGAAGACUGGAAGGAUUUUAGUUUGAGUUCAUUUGAUCACAUAGCAUAUAGUUUGCGAUCAGGGACAUAUCAAUUUUCUCCGGUUUCUCAUAUCCAUGUCAGAAAACCUGGAAAGGAAGGCGAUGUGAGAACAAUUACAGUUGUCAAUCCAAGAGACCAGAUUGUUGCGGAGGCUAUUAGAGCAGAGUUGGAGAGAAUCUAUGAGCCAGUGUUUUUGGUAAGUGCUGUUAGGCACAAAUUGGCCAGGUCUAGCCACAUGGCUCUGAAGUUGAUCAAGAAUAGUUGGAAAGGAACUACCUGGUUUAUACAUUACAAAUCUCCAAUAGAGUUUGGAAAUGCACAAUUUGAGAACCUAUUGCGUAUUCUAUCAGCGAGGAUAAAGGACGAGGAUUUUUUGCAUCUACUUCAGCAACUGUUCAGGACUGGCAUGAUUAGGUUGGGUGACCAUGGAAAUCGAUUGUCUGCUCUUUUUUGCAACAUCUACUACCACCAGCUAGAUAUGGAGGUUACGCGCAUGCAGGCAGAGCAGAAUUCAGGCUCCAACAAGCGGGGAACGAACCAGUUGAGCAGCGCUGCAAUUGUUCCGCUUGUCAGGGUGAGAUACGUAAGAUAUGCUGAAGAAUUCCUGUUCGGCAUUACGGGUAACAAGGUCAUGGCUCUGGAUGUAUUAGGGAGGGUGCACGAGUUUCUACGACGCGAGUUGAAGCUGCGAAGGCUUUGAUAGGGACUCCAUGAACCUGCGGAAUACUCGGUCACGGCGAGAGGAAUGGCUUAGCAUCACUUUCGUGUGGGUGGGUUGGAGCCAAAAACGAAAUUAUAUUGCUCUUUCUACUCUGCCUAAGUGAGCGAAUCCGUAUAUUGUUCAACUUUCUGAAUUGAAAUUUUCAGGUUCUUGCGUACAGCUUGAAGUUGAAGUUGAACGAGACGUUGGGCGCAGCAUCAUAUCUAAUGACGGGGGCGUCAAGGCACCGCGGCCUAGUCAAACUGAGACACUGGGAAUAAUUUUGUAAGUUGCCAGGCACCAUUGUCUCGAAGGAAAACGGGACUCUACAUGCUUUUGCAUGGAUUGAUGAAUGCCUUUAUACUUGCUUGGACAAGUAUAGUAGGGAAUUUUAGCAAUGCAUUAGUGGUUAUAUUAAUAUUGAUAUUCCCCUUUCCGAGAGUACAGUAUCUAUGUCUGGCAAUUGUCGCUCUCUUAGUAUUUUCACUUAAGCCGGAUUGGUUCCCGGGUUGGAGUUACCAACGUACUCAACUAGGAUGGAUUUCGAGACAGCGUUGACGGACUUAACGUGGUCUGAUUACACUUCAUUCUGUAUUACGCGAAACGACGUGUGAAUUUUUCCUACUCAUGUGUUUGUGCAUCAACAUAUCAAUGACCUGGGUGAGUACGCA
Messenger RNA from Physcomitrium patens, 2648 nucleotides. RefSeq lists its product as uncharacterized. NCBI's taxonomy places the organism in Eukaryota, Viridiplantae, Streptophyta, Bryopsida, Funariales, Funariaceae. Gene Ontology annotation, biological process: mitochondrial mRNA processing; homing of group II introns. The record is from RefSeq and is a predicted model, not a curated record. Gene Ontology annotation, cellular component: mitochondrion. Gene Ontology annotation, molecular function: RNA-directed DNA polymerase activity.